Molecule: messenger RNA, 1395 nt
Organism: Athalia rosae (coleseed sawfly)
Lineage: Eukaryota; Metazoa; Arthropoda; Insecta; Hymenoptera; Athaliidae
Product: probable rRNA-processing protein EBP2 homolog
Exons: 2
Coding region: 373-1248 (291 amino acids)
Biological process (GO): ribosomal large subunit biogenesis; rRNA processing
Cellular component (GO): preribosome, large subunit precursor; nuclear periphery; nucleolus
Source: RefSeq, a predicted model, not a curated record
GGAGAACGUUGGAGCUCUAUGAUUCGACCCUCUUUACUAGAGACCUUUCGUUGACUAAAGAUUAGUACCAUUGACUGAAUACCAAUCUUCAGUUAACAUUAGUACCAUUGAGUAACUAAAGGUAACACUCAACGCUUUUAGUUAUUCAAUGUUAGUACCAAUGUUCAGUCAACUAUAGCAUGUAUGGUUUAAGCAACGGACCCUUUACUUUCGCCCUUCACGGCCCUUCGCUGGCUUUACUUCCAAGAGGUUCUGCUAUCUGGUGGGAAAAAACUGAACAUUAUAUUUCAUAUUGUAAAUGAUCUGAAACUGUACCGCGUGCACACCGCGUGCUCUGCACUUUCAUCGAAGUGUCGGCGUGGUCUGGUAGCGAUGGCUGAAGAUCGUGAAGAGUUUGAAGAUUCUUCAGACGAAAGUGGUGACAACGAAGAUGAUGUUCGUGCCCCGACCGAGGCUGACAUCAAGCGAAAAGUGCUUGAGUUUAAAUUGACAUUACCAUGGAUCGAAAGGUUGGACAUAGUAAAUGCACCUGCACCUUUGGCACCAGAAUUGGCGCUACAGAUGCAGGAGCACGAGGUGCGUCGAGCAAAGCAAAUGCAAGGAAACAAAAAACUACCACAAUUCACACCCUCAGAAGAUCCAGUAUUGAACGACUUCAAAAGAGAGACGAUGUUUCAUAGGCAAGCGCAAGCUGCGGUCAUGGAAGGAAUAGUGAAAUUAAAAAAACUUGGUAUAGUAACUAAAAGGCCUGAUGACUACUUCGCAGAGAUGGCUAAGACUGAUGAGCACAUGCAGAAGGUUAGAGAAAAUCUAAUGAAGAAACAGGUGGAGGCACAGCGGUCAGAGAGAAUCAGGCAGCUCAGGCAACAACGUAAGAUUGGAAAACAAAUGCAGAUUGAGUCUAAACUUAAGAAACAUGCUGAAAAGAAGAAAAUGCUUGAUGAAGUAAAAAAGUACCGUAAAGGCAUACGGAACGACCUGGAUUUCUUGGAUGACAAAAAGAAACCCAGCAGUAAAAAGGAUGGAAGCCGGCUGACAGACAAAAAAGCCCAAGCAAAAUUGAGAAUGAAAAAUUCGAAGUAUGGGUUUGGGGGAAAAAAACGCGGGAGCAAGCAAAACACAAAAUCUAGUGCCGCGGAUGUAUCAGAAUGGAAAAGACCCGGUAAACCUAAGAAAGGAAAGAGUGAUGGGGCGAAGCAACGACCAGGGAAAAAUCGGCGUGUUCAGAUGAAAUCUAGGAAAAAAUGAACUCACUAAAAUACGAACCGCAGUGAAAUCAUUUCGUUCAAUCGAAAUGCAAAGAGGAAUUAAGUGUCAAGAAUCUAACUUCAGCAUUUGUAUUUUGUACAUAAACAGUAUGCGCUUUCUUAUGUCAAAUGAAUUAGUUUAUAAGAA